CAUGAAGAGAGACUUGAUACUCCUGUUUCUAUACGUAUUUCACCUUUUUUCCUUGUCCGAUGUCCAUGGUGGGCAACUGCGGCCUGGGGACACAACUAAAACGCGUCGAACAAAAGUGUUGAUUCUUGGGGCAGGCGUGGCGGGCUUAGUGGCUGCAAAAACUCUCCAAGAGAAUGGAAUCAACGACUUCUUGAUCCUGGAAGCUCAAGAUUACAUUGGAGGGCGUUUUAAGCAAAGAUCUUUUGCGGGAGUAAAGCUGGAAGAAGGUGCAAACUGGAUUCAUUAUGCGGAUGAUGAACAAAACCCUUUGUGGGAGCUAAAGAAGAAGCACAACUUACGAGGAAUCUACACCAACUACAGCGAUAUAAUAAUAAGAAAUGAAAAAGGUCAAGACACCACAGACCGUAAAGUACUAAAAGAGUUUGCUGAAGCCGAAGGAAAGCUAAUGGCAUUGCAAGAAUUGAAAUCUAAAGAUCAGCGACCUGAUAUGUCUGUCAGGGCAGCUCUAUCCAGUGUGGGAUGGACCCCUGAUACUCCAGCUAAGAGCGUCAUCGAAUACUCAGUUAUGGACUUUGAAUUUGCUGAACGGCCAAAGAUGGAGUCUCUUAUGGGAUUCGAAUCUCGAUCACUCGACUUCUUUGUGGCUGACCCACGUGGUUAUGGAAGCAUCUUUCUUAAGAUGGCCAAUAAUUUCCGUGACAGAAUUCUUCUGAACAAGAUUGUAAAACACGUUUCCUACACCCGAUAUGGCAUUAGAGUUACUACAGUCGAUGGCGAGACAUUUAACGCGGACUAUGGCCUCUGUACAUUUAGCACUAGCGUUCUGGCAAGCGACUCUGUCAUGUUCUCACCCAAACUUCCUCAAUGGAAAAUGGAAGCCAUAAAUAAGGUUCCACUGGCGUAUUACACAAAAAUUUUUAUCAAGUUUCCCUACAAAUUCUGGGAUAGCCAUGAGUUUAUCUUGUACGCUCACCGUAUCAGAGGCCAUUACCCAAUAUGGAUGGACAUUGAAGCACGUGAUAUUUUACCAGGGUCAGCCAUCUUGCACGUGACCGUCACAGGUGAAAUGAGCUUGAAGGUGGAAGGUCAGUCCGAUUCUGAGACGCUGAAAGAAAUCAUGACAGAACUCAGAAACGUUUACGGUUCGAAUAUUCCAAAUGCUCAAGGUAUAUUCUAUAGCAGAUGGUCUAAAAACCCGUUCACUCGUGGAUCUUAUUCAAACGCUGAAGUCGGUACCACCAAAGCGGAUUUUCAUAACUUGGCAGGAAAGCUUGGUAAGCUUUUUUUCGCCGGUGACUCUUUUGAUUUCGACUGGUGGGGCUUUGCGCAGGGAGCAUACUUCACUGGUGAAAGGAAAGCAACGGAAAUUGUGCAGUGCAUUAAAGGCAAUUGCGAAGUUUUCUGGCCAAAGGGAAACGUUGUUCAAGAAGUUUACAUCAACCCGUAAAGCACGUACUUAAGCAUAAGUACUAGCAACACAGAUUUCUGUCAAAAUAAUUUGGCAACUUUAGGGUCUAAGAGCUGAGUAUAUUAGGGACAAUGACUUAUUUCAAUUAACUAGUGCCUCGUAAAGGGUAUUGAGAGGUCAGUUUUUGCGUGAUUAGAUUAGACGUACUGAAUUUAUCGCUCAGUUUUUUAAUUUGAGGGGCGAGGGUUACU
This is a messenger RNA of Orbicella faveolata, 1659 nucleotides long. RefSeq lists its product as uncharacterized. NCBI's taxonomy places the organism in Eukaryota, Metazoa, Cnidaria, Anthozoa, Scleractinia, Merulinidae. The record is from RefSeq and is a predicted model, not a curated record. Gene Ontology annotation, biological process: polyamine catabolic process. Gene Ontology annotation, molecular function: oxidoreductase activity.